AUGCCUCGCCCAAGCUUCCCACCGACGCCGCAGCCCUCCACCGAUAUCACCGGCAAGAGCAGUGCAAAUGCUCCGCAGCUAGAAGGCGGCUUUUCUCUGCCUCCAGCAGCUUUGAACGGCAGAGGUAGCGUUGCCAGCUCAUCUGGACCAUCUGAAACCGCUUCAGACUCGUCAUAUCGACCACCCUCGCCCGCUUCUCCCGUUGCUACCUCGAAACCCAGCCAAAGUCGCAAGCGCUUGAGCACGGCCUCCCAACAGGGCGUCAUCACCAAAGAUGACUACUCCCUUCCACCCCCACCAACAAGGUCUCGCAAGAUCAUACAAAUGAAGCCCAAGGAUGCGCAGGAACAAUCUAAAGCACAGCCCGAGAAGCAAGAUGCGAAAGCUCCAGCCGAGAAAGCUGGUGGAGCCAAGAGGAAACAGGCAAGCAACACCACAGCUGCAGGGCGCAAGAUUGCACGGAAGACAGCACACAGCCUGAUUGAGCGGAGGAGGAGGUCUAAGAUGAACGAGGAGUUUGGUGUACUAAAGGAUAUGAUCCCCGCAUGCAGGGAUCAGGAAAUGCACAAGUUGGCGAUCUUGCAAGCUUCGAUUGAGUAUAUGCGCUACCUCGAACAAUGCGUUGCCGACCUGAAGACAGCCAACCAGGCACGACACGAUUCGCCCUCAUCUGCUGCGUCAGACCUCGCCCCACCCCCACUCAGACGAGUUCUGGAAGAAGAUGAUGAAGAGGACGAAGAAGAUGAGGACGAGGAGAUGAAGGAUGUGGUAUCACCAACUCAUGUGACUAACCCCAUUCCGAAGUCUACCUACCACUUCGCUACCACCUCACCAACCAUCCACCCUUCCGAUAGGGGGAGCGUGUACUCGCACUCCACAACGACCUCCCCUGCUAUGCUCCCUCAGGACCGCAACUACUACUCCGCCCAUCCUUCACCGGCACUCCAGCCCUCAGACCCUCAUCGCUACUCCUUGACAUCUAUUGCAUCACCCUCUCUCACUGCUUCGCCCGCAUUCAGUGCUCAAGCAUCGCAGACCCCUUCGGCCGCAAUGUUCAGCAACCCUUUUCGCACCGGACCCCCGAGCACCGGACCCGUGUCAGCUCCUGGCUCAGCACACGGCGCAGCCCCUUUCGCACUGACUUCGCCUGCGCUGGGACCCCAGGCAGACCGUGAAGAUCAGAUCGCUACUGAGGCCCUAAUGAUGUUGAACUCAGCGGACCGUAGGAGCUGGACAGGGAAUGGUGCUCGAGGUAUGAGUGUAAAAGAUCUGCUCAGUGGGUAG
Molecule: messenger RNA, 1284 nt
Organism: Macroventuria anomochaeta
Lineage: Eukaryota; Fungi; Ascomycota; Dothideomycetes; Pleosporales; Didymellaceae
Exons: 2
Coding region: 1-1284 (427 amino acids)
Molecular function (GO): protein dimerization activity
Source: RefSeq, a predicted model, not a curated record